This is a messenger RNA of Dromaius novaehollandiae (emu), 606 nucleotides long. Its product is annotated as olfactory receptor 14A16-like. Gene Ontology annotation, cellular component: plasma membrane. Gene Ontology annotation, molecular function: olfactory receptor activity. The annotation marks the transcript as partial. The transcript has 2 exons. Gene Ontology annotation, biological process: detection of chemical stimulus involved in sensory perception of smell; G protein-coupled receptor signaling pathway. Lineage: Eukaryota; Metazoa; Chordata; Aves; Casuariiformes; Dromaiidae. The record is from RefSeq and is a predicted model, not a curated record.
CUGCACUACGGGACCCUCAUGGGCAGCAGAUCUUGUGUCAAAAUGGCAGCAGCUGCCUGGGCCAGUGGCUUUCUCAAUGCUCUCCUGCACACUGCUAACACAUUUUCAAUACCACUCUGCCAAGGCAACACAGUGGACCAGUUCUUCUGUGAAAUCCCCCAGAUCCUCAAGAUCUCCUGUGUGGAAUCCUACCUCAGGGAAGUUGGACUUCUUGUGGUUAGUGCAUGUUUAUUCUUUGGGUGUUUCAUUUUCAUUGUGGUGUCCUAUGUGCAGAUCUUCACAGCUGUGCUGAGGAUCCCCUCUGAGCAGGGCCGCCACAAAGCCUUUUCCAUGUGCCUCCCUCACCUGGCCGUGGUCUCCCUGUAUGUCAGCACUGCAAUGUUUGCCUACCUGAAGCCCCCCUCCAUCUCCUCCCCGUCACUGGAUCUGGUGGUGGCUGUUCUGUACUCAGUGGUGCCUCCAGCCUGCACCAUUAACACAGAUAUAUUUGUGUCUCGCACAGAGUCCAGUGCACCAAAACCACCCCCAGCCCACGACUGUCCAGGCCACUCCUCACUCUUUGCGCAGAGCAAGUCACACUCUGAGGUGUCAGGCUCUCUCAACUGA